UAAGUUAUUAUUUUCGCGACCAUGCUGUAUAUGCCGGCAAUAGCCGACCGCGGGGGUAUAUAUAGCCAAUUGGAUUUUUAUAACAUCACCAUUCAAUCGAGUCACAUCAAACAGCAAACAUGAAAUUUAUCACAGCUAUUGUCGCUUUGGCUGUCGUAGCCCUCGUUGGGGCCGACUCCAACAGCAAAGAAUCAGUAAAACCAGAAAAACGCAGUUUGGGUGAAGAAUACGGAUCACCGGGCUUAGGAUAUGGCUCAGGCUUGGGUUAUGGUUCAGGAUUGGGUUCUAGCAUUGGACUUUCUUCCGGUUACGGUCUCGCUUCUGGUUUGGGAUCAUCAUACGCUUCUGCGUACAGCGGUGCCUCCGCCAUCGGAGUAGCUGCAGCCCCUGCCAUCGGAGUAGCUGCCGCACCAGCCAUUGGAGUAGCUACCGCCCCAGCUAUUGGAGUAGCUGCCGUUCCUGCCGCCUACUCUGUUGCUGCACCAGCACCAGUAGCCAUUGCCGCACCCGCUCCCAUCCCGACCGCCGGACCCAUCGUCCCAGUUUCCAGGGAAGUAUACAUUAUCAACCGUCACGCUCAGCCAGUGUCCGCUCCGUACCCGGUCCCGGUGCAAAGAAAUGUUGCCGUCCCGGUGCCAUCUCCAGUACCUUACCCAGUCGACCGCCCGUACGCCGUUCGUGUAGCCGCCCCGUACCCAGUACCGGUCGAAAGACCAGUACCCUACGCCGUCGACAGGCCUGUGCCACAUCCAGUGCCUGCCCCCUUCCCCGUACCAGUCGUCCAAAACGUUCCAGUGCCAGUGUCCAGACCAUUCCCCGUGCCCGUCGUUAGGCGUAUCCCAGUACCAGUCGCCACACCAGUCGUCAUCCCCGCACCUCAACCCGUCGCUGUCGCAGCUCCGGCUUAUGCCGCACCCGCUUACAGCGGAUAUGGCCUGGGAGCCUCCGGCUAUGGCUUAGGAGCCUCUAGCUACGGUCUUGGUGCUUCCAGCUAUGGUCUUGGUGCUUCCAGCUAUGGUCUUGGUGCUUCCAGCUACGGUCUAGGAGCAUCCAGUUACGGUUUGGGAUCCUCCAGCUACGGCCUGGGAUCCUCCAGCUACGGUUUGGGAGCCUCUAGCUACGGCUCUAGCUACGGUUCCGGAGCCUCCAGUUACGGCUCUAGCUAUGGAUCUGGGUCGUACAGCCCAUCGUUGUCCUCGGCGUCUUACGGAUCAUCCUCAUACAGCCCGUCAUCUUACGGAUCAUCAUCGUCGUUCAGUCCAUCAUCUUACGGUUCUUCUUCACACGGUUCCUCGUCGUACGGUUCGUCUUCAUACGACAGCAGCUCGAAAUACAAGCGUAACACCAAAUAAUUGUACUGUUAUGACAUAAAACCAGUUAUUACCAUCAGUCAAGUUAUAACUGGUCACUCUCGUGUUGUUAUUAUAAAUAAUUUUUUUUUUACUUA
Messenger RNA from Adelges cooleyi (spruce gall adelgid), 1447 nucleotides. RefSeq names its product skin secretory protein xP2-like. The record is from RefSeq and is a predicted model, not a curated record. Lineage: Eukaryota; Metazoa; Arthropoda; Insecta; Hemiptera; Adelgidae. The transcript is spliced from 2 exons. Bases 120 to 1352 code for a protein of 410 amino acids.